CCACGACAGGCUACACCCCGACAACACACGAUUAGGGUAUUGUGGUAAGUUUUUGAAUACAUACCAUAUUCAUUAACAUAUAUCGUGUCAUAUUAUUUACACGUGUUACAUUUUUAUGCAGAAGCAAGACGUUCACGAGAUGUAUCAGUUCUUAGCCGACCGCGCGAGUUAUGAAGACCGUCAAAAACGACUACGGCGAAUGGCCCUGGACGUAGGUGAUGAAGAGAUGCUCCACCGGGGCAUAUUCCAUUAUGAAGAUGAAGAUGAAGGUGGAAGUGACGAAGGGGAUGAUGCAGAUGAACAUGAAGGUGGGGGUGAGGACUCACAAUCGCCCCCUCAAUUCUCAACACAGGGUGUCUCAUUUGAUCAACCACCCCCUCAAUUCUCAACGCAUCAAGGUGUCUCAUUUGAUCAACCACCGCCGUAUUAUGAUUCUUAUCAGUGCUCCACACAAGCGGGUGAUUGUGUUGAGUCAUUUCUGAAUUCGUCGUUUUACUAUGGAGACACAAUGGGGCCUUGGAACACAGGCGGUGGGGACGGAGCAGGGCCGAGCACGCUACGUUAGAUGUAGUAUUAAAUUUAAUAUUGUAUGUACUGUCUAUUCAUUAAUAAAUUACAUUGAAAACUACAUUUGUUUUGUUCACUUCCAUUAAAAUUACAAAAAUUGCACUUAAAACAAAAUCAAAUUUGUAUCUCAUUUGACGAAUGGAUUAUAUCAAAAUUGCACUUAACAUUACAAAAUUUGCAAUUAAAACAAAAUUCACAAUACAAAUGGAUAAAAAAACAAUACGUAGUAUAAAGCAAUCAAAUGUUUUGUUACUCAAAAAAUCAAAAUGCUAAGUUUUCAUUUUAAAAAAUAUGUCAGGAAUCUAAAAAAAACUUUUAAAUUUGGAAUGGAUAGAAUUUAGCCCUAGAAUUUAAAACGUUUAGUUUUGAAAACUCAAAAUAAAAAACUUAAGAAUUCGGCAAAAAAAUAAAAGAUAAAAAAACUCCUAGUCGGAAGUGGCUAAUCCGACAGGAGGGAGGUUUUUUUUUGUUGGAAACCCUACCUCUAGUCGGAACUGGGUGUUCCGCCUCCCGUUUUUUGGUAAACCCUAAAAAAAUCCCCGUAUUUUGGCAAUCCCAACCCACUUUUCCCGUGUUUCGGUAAAUCACCCUAAAACAAAUUCCACGUCACGCUACAACCUACACCAAUCCACGAUUGUCGACCACAGAAUUACAAUACCCAAAACGUGGAUGUAAAAUACAAAAAAAUAAUUAGGUAAAAAAUAAAAACAGAAAAUCCCUAGAAGCAAAGAAGAACAACUGAGGAGGAUACCAUGAAAGCGUAGAUCAGGAUCAAGAACCCAAAAUGCAAAGCCCAAUUCCUCUUCAGCUUAUCAAAGUAGCUCUCCGGCGGUUGCUGGUAGUGUAUCUCACACUCCUCCGCCGCCGCGCCGCCGCCGCCGCUUAUCCGCAUCUUCAGCUGCCGCAGCCGCUCCGUCGCCUCACCCAGGGUCAGCUUGUGGCACCUCCUCUGGUACUUGAACCCGUUGAUGCACCGCAGGGUCUGGGCCACCGACACGUAGAAAAUGAGGUGGCCCAUCGAGAGAAGCCCAAUCGGAACCCAGCAGUGCCUGCACUGCAGUCGGGACGACUGGGCCUGGCCCAGGACGACCAGCGCCAGGAAUAUGAAGAAGAGCUGGAACAUUUUCCAUAGCUCCUUCUUCUGGAGAUCGACGGCCCGUUUCUUCUCGAGGGUCUUCUCGAAGUGGAGCUGGAUGACGGUGCUUAGCGCCUGCAGGACCUCUGCUUCGCGGUGGAUUAGGGUCUGAUGGGCUGCGGUCGCUGCCUCGUAGUCCGCCAUUAAUGGAUGGAGCUUCUCCGACUUUGUUUUUUGAUUUUACCGGUUUCACAUUUGUUCUUUUGUUGGGCCGUUGGUCAUCUGAAAGUGUAAUUUAA
This is a messenger RNA of Cuscuta epithymum, 1941 nucleotides long. NCBI's taxonomy places the organism in Eukaryota, Viridiplantae, Streptophyta, Magnoliopsida, Solanales, Convolvulaceae. The record is from the annotation of a GenBank genome assembly.